GAGUGAUGCAAAAGCAAUGGGGCACUGACGGUCAGAGGACAUGCACAGGCCUUCAGCGGGAGAGCGCUGCGGAGAGAAAAUCAGGCUCUACCAAGGAAUCUCCGUCAUCACAAAAUACAAAAUUGAUUUCGCCGUCAGCCAUUUCACAGAUGACCGAUGAGAAUAAAUCAGAAGAAAAUUGGCCCGUUUUGCCUAUGCAGCCCAUGAUCCCCCAGCCCGGUGCUUGUCACACGAAGCAGUCUUUGGCUAACCAUGGUCCAGUCAACGUCAACAGAGCAUUUAUGGCCCUUCCCAGCAGAUUAGAAAUUCAGGCGUCUUCAGGUGACACCAGGUCUCCAUCGGACUCUCCCAUCGCAGAGAGGAAACGGUGUCAAACCCAGCAGAAAGGGUUUUCCUCCAUAACGAUCACAGCCAGGCGGGUUGCCGCAGGCUCCAGCGACCCAGCACGUGGAGCUGGGGCUGUGCAAGAGCCCAACGCCGUGUCCCCGGCCUCGAGCAAAGCCUCUGCUGCCCUCCAUCGCUGGCCUCCUCCAGGCCACGCAACCCAAAAAGUCUCUUCGUUAAAGAUUUCUGAAUCUUGCUCGCAAUUGGGUAAAGAGACACGAAAGCGGAGUUUUGACCCUGGGGACAAGGAGGAUGGCGUGGGUCUUCAAAGCAGGGACGGGAGAGAGAAAGCACCACCUUCAUUCAUCUCGCGUGUCCACCUUCAGGUUUCUCAGCCGUGUCCAAAUACCAUCUAUUAUUUAGACAAGUCUCUCAACGUGUGCAUUGACCAACCUCGAAUUAAAUGCCAAAAAAUUCAUAGAUCAGCGUUGUCCUUCAAUAUAAAUUGCAGUUCGUCUAGAUUAACAGCAGAUGGGGUAGAUGGCAUAGCUAAUGGAGAGCCAAUAGAGAAGCUAUUUAAGACAAAGCUCCUGGGAGAAAGCAAGACUUCACUCAGAACAAACUGGAGUGCAGACUUAACAGAAAAUAAUGUAAUUAAUAAAGAGACAACAAACCAAGACUAUUUGGGUAGCAAAUACCCUUUGCAAAGCAUCUUUCCCUCUGAACUUCCAGCAUUUGUGGCUGUACCCAGUGGACCUCAUAACGUAGUAACAACCAAGAAAGAUGAUGAUGCGCAGCCUGGCAGCUAUCGCACAGCAUUUGCUCUCCAGCUUCCUAAUUCAAGCGAUGAGGCAGCAACAUACAUGCUCUUAGUCGCUGAAAUGAAUUAA
Messenger RNA from Mesitornis unicolor (brown roatelo), 1214 nucleotides. Its product is annotated as centrosomal protein C10orf90-like. The transcript has 3 exons. The record is from RefSeq and is a predicted model, not a curated record. The annotation marks the transcript as partial. Lineage: Eukaryota; Metazoa; Chordata; Aves; Mesitornithiformes; Mesitornithidae.